CAGGUAUGUGGAACUGUGAUGUAGCUGAGUCGGUGCAUGUUUGAUAUCAGAUGGAUUUCAUAACUCUCCACAGAAAAACAUACACCUCUCCUGGAGCUCGAUCGUCUUUAUGGGUCAAUCUAUAAAUCUUAUGGAUUAGGUCCAAUGAAAGCUCCCUCUAUGCUGUAGCUACCACUAUAUAAUCAUCAGAUUUGGGAGAAUUAAUUAUUAAUGUUGAACUAAAUGGAUGAUUAUUUGACCAAGUUGAAUAUAUGUACUCUUUGUUUUAUAGCAGUUUAAGGCGGCCGGUCAUCAAACCAUGACUGAUGUCACAGAUAGACCUGACCAAUGACCGUCAGUUUACUCAGACAGAGUUUAUCUGAAGCCACCGACGUUGGACUGGAAUUUGCUUUUUUUUACUCGAGCGGAACAAUAGAGUGAAGACAUGAGCAAACAGUGGGCAGCGUUUGUACUCAUGCUGAUUCAGCUUCACUGCUGUGAUUGCUGUCCUGAUCUGUGCCAGUGCUUCUCACCUGCAAAGGUCGUCUGCUCAGACGAGUCCAUGAAAGCUUUACCUGUCAACAUCUCAGCGCAGGUGAGAGAACUGAUUGUAGUGGCGUCGGGCAUCACACUUUUGGACGGCAGUUCCUUCAGAGAGAACCUCACACUUACUAAGCUGGUCGUUCUUAACAGCCUCGUGAAAAAGAUCUCAUACGACGCCUUCGACCGUCUGCUUGAGCUGCAGGAGCUGGAAAUCAGUGGAAAUUAUUACUGGUUGACUUUUGAGGUGCAGACCUUCAGCUCGCUGGCCAACCUUACGAGACUGUUACUUAACAACAAUAAGAUCAGCACUCUGAACGCUGGCAUUUUCGACUCUUUGCACAAACUGGAAACGCUGCAGUUGAGGGGGAACGGCUUGUCCCAUUUGCCCAGUCUUCUCUUCCAUCGUCUUCACAAACUGCAGGAACUCGACCUGUCCUUCAACCACAUCAGCUCCGUCUCAGCGGAUGUUUUCCAGAACAACUUGCUCCUGAGAGCGCUCUCAAUGCAGGCCAACACCAUCUCACAGCUUCCGGAAGAGAUCUUCACCCGCCUGGAUCACCUGGAGGAGCUGAACCUCCGAAGCAAUCUCAUAAGCAACCUGAGCGCUGAAACAUUCCCAUCCGGUUUGCGGAAGCUGAUCCUCAAGAAGAACGCACUGGUGCAGCUGCCCCACACCAUCUUUCACAAACUGCAUCAUGUUACGUAUCUGGACUUGUCUCAGAAUCAGCUAUCCGGAGUCCCUUCGGAUCUCUUUCAGAACCUCAUCUCGCUGAAAAAACUGGAUCUGUCUGAGAACCGGAUUACAGCAUUGCCUGGCUCUGUCUUCAAUGGGCUGUUUAGUAUAAAAGCCAUCUAUCUGCAGAAAAACAAACUGAGCUCGCUGGAAGUGAACCUGCUGAAGGACCAGCACGAUAUAGAGCAGCUGUACCUGUCCAUGAACAGCCUGCAGAGCAUCCCACAAGGCUUCUUCGAUGACCUGGACUUCCAGUGCGUGGUCCAGCUUCACGGAAACCCCUGGCGCUGUGACUGUGGGUUACAGUACUUCUUUGACUGGCUGAGGUACAACAACAGGAACGUGGAGGAUCCGACCAGGGUUUACUGUGAAGCUCCUGAGGGUAUUCGAGGACACCGCCUGGUGUCUGUGAACAAGGAACAGCUCGCCUGCGGGAAAAACUCCAGCUCUGAGUUUCAAGGCUCCUCUGCUCCAAACGUCACUGAGAUCCUGGUUGAUGGCGAUGAUGAUGGUGCGAUUCGUUGCUCACUCCGUGAGGUCAAAGGCGUGGCAUCCAUUCAGUGCAAAGUCACUAAAUGCACCAGCGUGAAGUUUCAGGCUCUUUAUGAAUUUGCAGAUGGAAAUAAACAGGAGAGUUUUAUAAGUGAGUGGCCAGCGCCUGUGGGAUGCUCCAAUGGGACUGUUUAGUGCUUUUAUUUAACAGCACAUACUGUACAGAACCCUUAAUGAGUUUUUGCUGUAGUUGUACAAAUGUGAAGAACUCUUCUUCAAAA
Messenger RNA from Cyprinus carpio (common carp), 2028 nucleotides. Its product is annotated as carboxypeptidase N subunit 2. NCBI's taxonomy places the organism in Eukaryota, Metazoa, Chordata, Actinopteri, Cypriniformes, Cyprinidae. Gene Ontology annotation, molecular function: protein binding. The coding region runs from base 425 to 1942 and encodes 505 amino acids. The record is from RefSeq and is a predicted model, not a curated record. The transcript has 2 exons.